Molecule: messenger RNA, 534 nt
Organism: Phytomonas sp. Hart1
Lineage: Eukaryota; Euglenozoa; Kinetoplastea; Trypanosomatida; Trypanosomatidae
Source: the annotation of a GenBank genome assembly
AUGACCCCCUCAGGGCCCCACCGCUCACGGCUUGAGUGGCGGCUGAUGGCGGUGGAGCUCGCCCUGGGGCGGGCCCCUGUGGAAAACGAAGUCGGGAGCCUCCCCCCCUCCCUCAUCGGCGCCGUCGAAGCAGUUCGAACAGCGGAUCUCCCCCGCCUAGACGCGGUGAUCCGCGAGAACGGCGGGUUCUACGUCGAGAUAGGAAUUUACAACGUCAUGAUGGUCGCCAGAGGACACGUCAUGCUGCUCAUGGUGAUGAAGUUUUAUUUGCAUACAUGCAGCCAGAGUCAGGCGCGUUCCGAAGGGGUUAGAAGCUGGGUCGAUCGGCUAGAAGUUGCCAAAAUGAUCAAAUUUUAUCACUUGCCAUACCGCACUGUGGCCGAAGCAACAGUCGUCUGGCUACUUCCGCUGCUUGUAAAUCGUAAGAUAAAUGGAUUUGUGGAGGGAGAAUAUUUGCAUAUUAACCCUGAAAACCCUUUCGAUGGAUACAACAAAGCGCUUUUCGAAACAGCUUUAGAAACCUAUGAGGACUAA